This is a messenger RNA of Artibeus jamaicensis (Jamaican fruit-eating bat), 11204 nucleotides long. It is a transcript of the gene SREK1, whose product is annotated as splicing regulatory glutamic acid and lysine rich protein 1. Gene Ontology annotation, cellular component: nucleoplasm. The transcript has 11 exons. The record is from RefSeq and is a predicted model, not a curated record. Gene Ontology annotation, molecular function: RNA binding. Bases 5332 to 6882 code for a protein of 516 amino acids. NCBI's taxonomy places the organism in Eukaryota, Metazoa, Chordata, Mammalia, Chiroptera, Phyllostomidae.
AUUUCACAUGUUUUUUUCUUAUUAUUUUAUCUUUGUCCUUUUGUUAACUACAUUUGGCUUUCUUAGAAAUUGACAAGUAGAUAUCACUUUGGCAUGUGUGUAUAUGAGUUUGUGUGUAUGUAUGUGAAAUGAAGUUUGGAGAAGAGACUUUACUAGUAAAAUAUAUUAAAGUGGUUCACUCGUUACUUAAUAUAAGUUUAGUAAAUGGCUAAACAUUUUUUAAUUACUUGGCUUCUCUGGUUUACUUUGGCUUUCUGUAUUUGAUUGGUAAGUUGCAAAGAAAGCUUUCUGAAAUUAAAGAAAAAGUAGGUUGGUUUGGGGAAUUAUUUUAAAUGUGUAAGUUAGUAAGCACUUGCCUCUGUGUAUACCAAGUUAGUAUUAAUAAAUAAGUGUAUACAUCUUUGCCAAAUUGGGAUUAAGUAAUAUUUAUGUUUAUAAGAAAAACAUUAAUAAUUGAAGCUUUAAAGUAUUCUCUUAAGGUAAUUUACCUUGUAACUGAGACCAUUAUUUCAUAUUCAGGGUAAUUGCUAUGCAACUGUAAUUUACUUUUUCUCCUGUCUUUUUUGGGGGGGGGGUAUUAUAAUUGAAGAAAAAUCAUGAAAAGCAAAUUUCCUCCAUUAAGAAAAUAGUUGAUGAAGAUGUGAACAAGACUGUGGCCUUACAGUUAUUUGUUAUUUAUGACUUAACCUGCUUUAAGAGCUAAUUGUUACUAAUAUUUAUUUUUUAGUAACUUCUAUUUACAGAGCCACUCAUAUAAUAAGCUGUGCUGAAUUUGACAGUUCUGGUGUGUAAUUAACUUAUUCAGAGCAUUGGCUAUGGCAUGUGUACAUGGAUUUUAGAAUUGGGUUAUUACAAUUUAAAUGUCUUUAAACUGUAUUUUUAUUGGUGGAUAGUAGUAACUUUACAACAUAAAAAUUUUACCUGAAAUGUAAUGUACUCUUAUAUGUAAUGUUUUAAAACCUCUGAAAAACCAGGCUAACAUUAAAAUAACAUGUGUAAUGUUAUAGUUUCAAGUUUUUAUGCUUAUUUCAGAAUGCUGUUCUGAGAUGUUAAAAACAUUAGUCACAUACAAGUAUCAUUCUGUUAUUUUUAGAGUCCCAAAACAGAACAUUCUGGAUUUUUUUCAGAUGAAUUCUAAAGUACUUUUCUCAUCCAUGUCUAGGAGUUAGAGUGAGGUAGAGAAAAUAAAAAUAUAUUAAUUAUUUGCUAAAUCUAUCUUUAUCUACUGAUACUAAAGAGGGCAUUGAGCCCAGAAUUGGAGAGUGAGGUGAAAAAAGAGUAAGAAUUGGAGAGUAAGGUGGUAGUGGUUUAAUUCUGCAAACCAAGUUCAUACCAAUUUCACACCAACUAAACUGCAUGGGGAAAAAAAUCAGGUGGAAUGUUUAUGAAACAGGAAUAUUAAUUAUUAAUUAUGUUAGUAAAAUAUGCCAUCAACAACACAGGUUCUGUAUUAUGUUUGCUUUUUACUGAAUUAGAAGAAGGAAUUUUACCAGUUAUUGCUUUGUUGGAACCUUACUGUAGUCCCAUAGAAUUUUUUAAUGUAAUAUUUGAGAAGCCCUGGCUGUGAUUUGUCAUAAAUAUUCAAGGUUAUGGGCAGGUAGAGGUUCCUUGUGUUUUUUUUUUUAACUUGAUAGAGAUGAAGCUGGCUUUUCACUUUUUUAAAUAUCAUUUUGAGACAAAGUUUCACCUUUUUUGAACAUGAAAACUUAAAUAUUUUUAUUGCAGUUUACUUACAAGUAUUUUAGAGCACUUACCUAUAAUUGGUAUUAGGAAAACAUUCGGACACAAUUUUUCAUUAAACUAUAUACAGUAGAGAUGAAUUUAUAGAACCUAAAGAAUGUCAUAGUGAGCUCUUAAAGAUCUGAUUAUGCACUACAAGCAAAGUAACAAUGUAUUAUAUUUUGUACCAAAAAAGAUAACAAAGUGAGUUUGAAAUAAAUCGAAGGAGAGAAUUCCAUUGGAGUAAGUUCUGUGAUGUGCUUUAGUGCUAUAAGCAGGGUUCUGUUUACUUCACUGAUUCCAUUUCUCUUGCUGUUGUAGAAACAGCAUUAUGAAAGAAAUGAGAAAACCAUAGAACAAAAUUUUAAGAAAAGUUUUUCAGUUUCUGUCAGUUUGCUGUUUUUAAAAAAAAAUAUAUAGACAGUAUUAUGAGAUGAUCCUGAGCUGUAUAAGUAACGUUUGGUGUGUAAUAGUUUCAUACAUCUUCAGCAUAAGCUAUUGUUACUAAAACAUGCCAUUUCAGAAUAAAAUAUACUUUUGUUAUACUUGUCUAAAUAUGAUCUCUUUUUGUUGUUGUGUGCAUCUCAGAUUUAUUUUUAUAAAUGUUAACACUUAGAAAAAGAUAAGGUCAGACAUAACAAGGGUGUCAGCCUAAUCAUCAGUCAUAAUUUUAUGUCCACAUUUUCUGGUAGAUGGAUUUUGACUAUUAAUUUGGUUUUGUAUGUUUUCUCUAUGUGAUAUUUGUGCAUUAUUAGAUGACUAGACUGGCCAAGGCAGACCUGUUACACUUGCCUGACACUUGCCUGAGUUAGGCAUUGUUUGCCAUGCCACUAAACCGGCCGUCAAGUGAAACCUUCAUUGGGGAAAUGAGAUCGGAGUCUGAACCGCAGAAGAUGGACGCCCUGUCUCUGUUUUUUAUUGUUUUACUUUAAUUUCAUUUCUUUUUAUUUUGUCCCUUUUUUGUUUUUGUUUUGUUAAAUCUCUUUCACUUUAACCUGUGAGCUGGUUUUCCAGUUCUUUGUAAAUGGUAUUCCAUUAAGGGUUCAUAACAUUGCAUUGCAAAAUAUAUGGAGAGAUGAUCAGCAGAGCUCAACCUUAAGAUAAAAUAAAUUUUCACAGUAAAUUAAGAUGCAGUGUUAAGGAGGUAGGAAUCUUAAUUGGUGUUCAUAGACUGGUUAGGUACAUUUUGUUCUUGAAACACUGGUAAGGUUAUGUAGAAACAUUUUCUGAUCUCAGUGCAACAUUUUUGCAGUUUUUCUUCCAAGUCGACAUCUUUUUAAAGAAAACCAACUGAUAGUAUCCUUUCUCCUAGAAUUUUAGGAAUGCAGAAUCAGGGAAAAUAAGUAAAUUUCUUGCAACAAUCUGUGGGGAGAGGACACAAAGAAACUUCUACUUUUAUGAUAGUUAUUCAUUAUAGAAAAUAAAAUUUCCUUGAUUUAUCAAGACUUCAGUUGCCUACAAGGAAAAUGGGUAUUAGAGAAACUAUUGAAUACUAAGUUGUGUAUGUUUCUCUGUGUCCUUGAACUUUUUGUUGAAAAAUAUUCAAAGGUUAGUAGGUUUUAAGAAGAUUCUAAGAUUAGGACUAGUACUUUAAUACUAAGAAACAUUGUUCUCAGUUGUCAUUGAGUAUAAUUUAGGAAGAAUGCUCAUUUGUUUUAUGUUAGUAUUUACAGGGUAAAUUUGAUAGAAUUCUAUCUUGGAAGUUAAGUAAUGGAAUUUUUUUAAGUAUUUUUAAUAAUAAUUAGAAUAAGAAAAACCAGUGUGCUUACAGUUAGACUUUAUAAUAGCUUUUUCAUACUGUGAGGCAGUGAGAGUCAGAUCAUCUACUGAUGCUUUUUUUUUUUAAGCCAAAAGUGAAAGUCUUUAUAAUAUUAAGUAUUCAACAUUUGGCCUGUGUUGAAUACCCUUUUUGUUUGGGCAGUCUUUCUACAUUCUUGGUAUGGAUAAUUUGGCUUAUUUAACUGACAAAUAAUAUUAAAUUGGGACUUGACUAGAUUGGAACUCUUGUUUUUUUAGAUACAUAAAUUAGAGUAGCAAAGUAUAGGGUUUUUACCGUAGGACCUCAGUUGCUUUAUCAAGAUGCAUUCAGGUUUUACAAACAUUUGAAAAAUAAUUUCUAUUUAAAACAGGUCUGAUAACAAUAUAUGUAGAUAGUAUAUUUGUGGGUAUACAGAUACAUGUGUUAAUACUAGUAACUAAUACAAAAUUAUUGUUAUUUGAUGUUUUCAGUUAGGCCUCCUACCCUUCAUUUACCUUUAUGCAUGUUUUUAAAAAUCUGUGCUUAUGCAGAAUUUACACUGAAAUAAUAAAGUAACUUUGUGAAAUUAGUCGAUUAAAGUAAUAUAGACUUAGAUGUUACAAAGCUUAGGAGAAAGUAGACAUUUGUUAAAGCUAAUAAAAUGUCAAUUUUUUGUUUCUAUAAGCAAGGUGUACCCAUUAUUUGAAGCAAGUUUUAAAGUCCAUCUUGAAUUCCAUUCAUGUUUAGAGCUAUGUUUAGAUAAUAUUGUUUAGAGGUUUAUUUCUGCAUAUCUGGUUGUUUCAUAUAGUGUCUUUACCACUAAAACCCAGCAUGGUGCUUUUGAAAAUUUAUUCCAUAUGCUAUUUUCAAUUUAGCAUGACUUUGUACACUGUUUUAAAUUAUUUUUGAAGAAUUCAUGAUAGAAAUGCAUAGCUAACUAAUUAUGAGUAGUUCUUCUAAAACAGCUAUAUAUAGUCAACUUUUUUAGAAACAGUUUUUUUGGGGGGUGGGGUGGAAAGAGGUUCAGGGAAAAAUGAGAUUUGCGGUCCUUAUCAAAAUUGAUUAGAAUUCAGUAAUUAUGGAAAAUUGAUGUACUUAUUUCAGUAACAUUUUCAGCUUUUAGUCAUAGGAAUUUUUUUUAGCAUCUACAAAUUAUGUCAGUGUUAUUGUCAUUAUUGUUAUUAGUCAGUUGAGAUGUUUAUAAGCAAUACACUUAGGCAUCAGCUACUCUUCUUCAGAUAAGUAUGCAUAAAUUGGUUCUAAAAGUCAAUGGUUUAAAAGUUUCCUAUGACUAAGGAACUUUUUUAUUAGGUAUUCUAAAACAGUUUAGCAGUUUUCCCAGAGAUAUUCUUGGCACCUGAAUUCUUUUGGGCAUUUCUGACAUCGUUGAUGAGGCGCCUUAUUAACUGAGUGACUACAAGCUUCCUUUUAAAUUGAAGCUGAUUACAUGCAGUAGGUUUUGGGUUUUUUUUUCUGUCUACAUGAAAUUGAAUGGAAUUUGUUGGAAGGGUUAUCAAAAUUGUUUUCAUCACAAGUAGGUAGUUUCAAUAACAGCAUAGGGGCACUCAGUAAGGAACAAAUUUCAAUUUGCUUUUUCUUUUUCUUUUUUUUAACUAAUUUGGUUAUUUGCCAUUUCUGGGGAUUAAACUUUAAAAAAUGUUCUUCUUUUCUGUAUCUGAUGUUCUGUGUGCUAUUAGUGAUGCAGCCAACACGAACGGUUGUCAUGUGUAACACAACUUUCGAUCACCGCGAAAACACCGUCCUGGGAAAGCGUCCAUGCUUGAUAUCGUUUGGUUCAUGAACAUUAAGUUUCCAGUACAGGUAAAAUUCCAGAGGAAUCCAAAGCCCUCUCUUUAUUGACUCCUGCUCCAACCAUGACGAGUCUGAUGCCUGGUGCAGGCUUGCUUCCCAUACCGACCCCAAAUCCCUUGACUACACUGGGUGUUUCCCUUAGCAGUUUGGGAGCCAUACCAGCUGCAGCAUUAGACCCCAAUAUUGCAACACUUGGAGAGAUACCACAGCCACCACUUAUGGGAAAUGUGGAUCCUUCCAAAAUUGAUGAAAUCAGGAGGACAGUCUAUGUUGGCAAUUUGAAUUCCCAGACGACGACAGCUGAUCAGCUACUUGAAUUUUUUAAACAAGUUGGGGAAGUGAAGUUUGUACGGAUGGCAGGUGAUGAGACUCAGCCAACUCGGUUUGCUUUUGUGGAAUUUGCAGACCAAAAUUCUGUACCAAGGGCCCUUGCUUUUAAUGGAGUUAUGUUUGGAGACAGGCCUCUGAAAAUAAAUCACUCCAACAAUGCAAUAGUAAAACCCCCUGAGAUGACACCUCAGGCUGCAGCUAAGGAGUUAGAAGAAGUAAUGAAGCGAGUACGAGAGGCUCAAUCAUUUAUCUCAGCUGCUAUUGAACCAGAGUCUGGAAAGAGCAAUGAAAGAAAAGGCGGUCGAUCUCGUUCCCAUACUCGUUCAAAAUCCAGGUCUAGCUCAAAAUCCCAUUCUAGAAGGAAAAGAUCACAAUCAAAACACAGGAGUAGAUCCCAUAAUAGAUCACGUUCAAGACAAAAAGAUAGACGUAGAUCUAAGAGUCCACAUAAAAAGCGCUCUAGGUCCAGGGAGAGACGGAAGUCAAGGAGUCGUUCGCAUUCACGGGACAAGAGAAAAGACACCCGAGAAAAGAUCAAGGAAAAGGAAAGAGUGAAAGAAAAAGAUAGAGAAAAGGAAAGGGAAAAAGAGAGAGACAGGGAAAAGGAACGUGAAAAAGAAAAGGAACGGGGGAAAAACAAAGAUAAAGAUCGGGAUAAAGAACGGGAAAAAGACCGGGAUAAGGAUAAAGACAAGGACAAGGACAGAGAGAGAGAGCGGGAAAAAGAUCAUGAAAAGGAGCGAGACAAAGAGAAGGAAAAAGAACAGGAUAAAGAAAAGGAACGAGAAAAAGACAGAUCCAAAGAGAUAGAUGAGAAAAGAAAGAAGGAUAAAAAAUCCAGAACACCUCCCAGAAGUUACAAUGCCUCAAGAAGAUCUCGUAGUUCCAGCAGGGAAAGACGUAGGAGGAGGAGCAGGAGUUCUUCCAGAUCCCCAAGAACAUCAAAAACGAUGAAAAGGAAGUCCUCCAGGUCUCCAUCUCCUAGGAGCAGAAAUAAGAAAGAUAAAAAGAGAGAAAAAGAAAGGGACCAUAUCAGUGAAAGAAGAGAGAGAGAGCGUUCAACUUCUACAAGGAAGAAUUCUAACGACAGAGAUGGGAAGGAAAAGUUGGAGAAGAACAAUACUUCACUUAAAGAGAAGGAGCACAAUAAAGAACCAGAAUCAAGUGUGAGUAAAGAAGCAGAUGACAAGGAUGCACCUAGGACUGAGGAAAACAAAGUGCAGCAGAAUGGGAAUUGUCAGCCAAAUGAAGAAAACCUCUCUACCAAAACAGAAGCGGUAUAGGACCAACAAAUGCACCUCUAAACACACGCUGGAAUAAAAUCCAAAGCUUUUAAUUCUCUUAACAAGAUGUUAAACGGUGAAGAGAUCCAGUUGAGUAUAAAGAUAUGCGCUAACAGCUGUUCUAGUUGUUAGGUGACCUUGUGGCCAUCUUGUUACUGAGUAAGAAAAUAAAGCAUGGACAUCAUGAAAAUACCAGAUGUUACCCAAACCUCAUCUUGUAAAAUCUGUGCAUUUCCAUGGUGGCUGACACACUUGUCAUGUGGUUUGUUAGUGUUUGCCAAGAACCAUUACAAGUAAAUGGGACAUUAAAGAUCCAAAUUUGUACUAUCCAUAAAGACUGGAGACAAGCAUUGGAGGCUCUUUUAAAAAGUUCUGGUUACUGAAUUUUUGUAUUGUUUUACCUUUUUUUUUUUUAAACUUCAAUAUAUACAAAUUGAUGAUGUGCUUGAAUUGGUGCAAAUAUAUACCCACCCUUGUAAGUGCAAAUAUGUAAGAAGUUUUAACACUUCACAGGAUUUAUAGUGAUUGUGUUAAAUUCUCACUAUUGUGUUUUCUUUUUCUCACUGUUUAGGACAGCAGUUUUUCUUUAAAAUAGUUUUACAGAUUAAAAUUGCUUAAAUAAGUGGGUUAAAAAACAACCUUCAAUGCAUGCUACUACUGUUCUUUUUCCAAAGGAAGAAUGACUCUGUUGAAUACUAAUAAUAAUGUAUUAGUAUUCGGUGUUUAGAAUCAUUGGAUUUCCCCACAAAGUAAGCACUUCUUUUUUAACUUUCUUGACAUUUCCAAGCUUAUUAUAAAUAAUAUUGCAGUGUAUGUUGUCAGCAGUAGGUGGCAAAGGUGUCAUUAUAAAAAGAAAACUUGGGUUUUCAAAAUGGGCUAUGGGAGCACAAGCUGAAGCUUUAGUGCCUUCUACAAUGUGGUAUACUGUUUUCUAGAAUUUUAUAUGUGCUAGUCAUUCUCAAGUCAUACAGAAUUUAGAUGGAUAUUUCAUUCACUCCCAUAGAGAAGUGUGUAAGUGAUAUCAGAGCUUCUUAUUUAGUUCACCUAACAUGAGAGGGAAGUCCUGUUUUCAAGAAUGACUUUAGAGCUUUUAAAACGACAGUGCAAGUUUUGGGACCAUCAGUUUUAUACUGUGAUAAUUAAAAAUGAAGCAUGUUCUUAAUUUACUUACCCUUUAGUUGUCUAUAUGGAUGGCCUUAAUUAUUACCUCUCAAUCAUUUUCUCAUAAAUGGUGUGCAGAAAUUGUACUUACAGGAGAACACACGAGGUUGUUUUAUGUUUAAGGAUAUGUUUACUUGGUUUAAAAUACAGGUCAUCCAUCAUUCUUAGGUUCACUUUUGAAGAAAGUAUGCAAGUAGUGAAAUGAUUAACAUCGUUAAUAUUUUCCCCAAAACCAUAACUCAUGGUUUCAAAACUUUUCAUUAUUGUUUAUAUUUCCAAAAAAGUUACACCUUUUAAUUAGUAUGUUCUUGAAAAAUCAAGUAUAAUUAUUUUAUUACAAUCUAAUACAAUCAAAUUACUCAGUUGCCUUACCUCAUCUUAUAGAUUUAAAAAGCUGUGUGGCACAUCAGUUUCUUGGUUUCAACAUGAGUUUUCUUUUAAUGUUAAUAUUAUUGAAACUUAAGUAUUUGGUGAAGAAUGGAAAGAAUUGCCCUUAUUGCAAAUAAUGAAGCCUGAUUUGAUUAUGAAGCUGCUUAAUUACUCUUCAUGUGUCCAGAAUUACUGUGGUAUUUUUUCCUUUUUGUCACUGUGUACAUUAAAAUUUUUGAAAAUGCUUUACUAUGUAAAGUAUAGAUGGUCAUUUUAAUCAUUCAACCACAUACGGUUGGCUGGUAAACAGCUUAUUCUGAUACAAGAAUGCUUGGUGAAUAUGGAAAGAUCGUGAAGGAGUACUUAUGUCUAGCAUCAACAGUUGUCUUAUUUAUGAUAUGUAAGUAGAAUAGAGCAAAUGUUUGAAUCUUUGUUAUUUUUAGUACCAUUUCUCUAAUAAAGCUAAGUAUUUUAGAGGAAAGUAUUUGUUUAUGCAUUUCAAAACAGCAUCUUAGUUUUAUCCUGUUCUUUUUUCAGUUACUAUAGAACUUGUUUUGACGUGGAGUGCAUGUUUGUGUGGUGUCUAUAAAACAGUCAUUUAAACUUUGAGGUGUUUCCUAUUAAAUGUUUUUGAUGUUGUAAUUAACAUAUUUAAUUUGGGUCCUGCUGCUAAUUAUUUUUCUUGCUGAUAUUUAAUCAGUUUUAAAAUAAUGAAAGACGGUGAUUUAUAAAAGGUGGACAUAAGUAGGAAUAUAAGAGACCUGGAAAAAGUGAAAUCAUUUUCUUCAUUUAGGGCUUGUGGAAGCAAAGUGUUCUAGGGCCUAUAGAUACGGGGGGGUGGGGGGCGGUGGGUGAGAGACAGAUAAAACGUUCUCUUUGUUCACUUAUGAGAGCUAAUAUGUUUCCAUUGUUUGUUACUUUCUCUCAAGGUAUUUUGUUUUUUCUUUAAAAUUAUUCUUGUUCAUGCCAGGUGUAGAUGUUGUCAGAAGAACUUGAGAUAAGGCCAAGAAGACAGCCAUUUUAUACUUGAAGCCUUCUGUAAAUUACCUUUUUUAGCUCGACCACACAGAGAAUAUACUCUGUUCCUUAAAUUGUGAUUGCUCUUCAUCAUUCUAGACAAAUUCUGUUGGCUCUCUGGUUCUUGCUUUUCAGCAGGGCACACUGAAAUGAUAAUAUAAAAUGGCCCUUCAUAAGGUAGCCAGUUUCAUGUGAGAAAACAAGUAUAAACUUUAACUUCUGCAGCCAUCUCCUUAGUUAUUAUUUUCCAUCUGUUACAAUUGAAUACUAGUCAGCUUGUGGUUUCCCGUUUAGAAUUCUAUUUUUCAAGAGGUUCACUGUAUGCCAUGUUUAUCUUCAGAAGUGUCAGUGGCUUAAAUUUUGACAUGCUCAAUUUUUAAAAACCUGACAUUUCAAAUCAAUAUUUUGUCAAGAAAAUAAUACCUUGUGAUAUUAGUCAUUCAGGAUUCCCAUUCAUUUCUAUAUAUAUUGCUAGAUUAUUAUCUUUAAAAACUUGAUCCAAAUUUUUCAACAAGAUAAUAUUCAAAUUUAAGGAUUAUAAUAUACAUACAGUAAUAGGCUUUUAAAACUUUAAAAAAUCUAUUAGAAAUAAUAUGGUUUGAUUUAAAUCUUUAGUAGUCAAAUUAACAAAGUGAAUCCUUUUGGAGGGAUACAUUGAAUAACUUAACAUUUCAAUUAGUCCUUAUAUUCUUUAAAAGAUACUAUGAAUUUAAUUGGGCAAAUGAUGUAGAGCCAUUUCAACAAAGCAUGCUUACGUGUUUGAAUAUUUUAAAAAAUUCGCUACUUCUAUACUUAAUAUUUUCUUUAUGUUUAUUAAUGUAAUAUUUAAAUUUAUCUUCAAAUUUCAAAAGUUAGUGCUCUUCAAAUGGCUAAAUUAUAUUUCUGAACACAAGAAUACAGUAUAAAUGUAAUAAAUUAAUCUUUUAAAAAUAAAAUUGACUUCCCUCCUUAAUCUUGGGUUUGUAGAUGAAUUUGUUUUCCUUAGUACAUGUUUAUUGAUGAUUCUGCCUAAAGACUCAUACAUUAUUUCAAAAAUAAAAGCUAAAGCUAUUAAUGACUUUCAUAUUCUGUUAGGUUGGAUUUAAUAAUUAAUGACUAGAUUUUUUUCAUUUUAUUUUAAAGUACUUUUAUCAUUUCUAGCAAUUAAUUUAUUAUAAUCACUAGUUUAUAUUUAAUAUAACAUUCCUUAACACAUUGUUUUUAAAAGCAGGUUUGUAGUCUGGUGCCUGAUUUUUAAAUUUACUUGUAUCUAACAUUUUAAUUUUGGAAAUUGCCAACUUCUUGGGAAGCUUCACAUAUUAUUUUCCCAGGAUUGGAAUGAAUAGUUCCCUUCAUUUGUAAUUAACAUUUAUUUGCUAGAUAAAUAAUUUCUUAACCAUAUUAAGUUCAAAUUUGUGAAACUCAUACUGAAAGAAUUAAGGGUUGAGAUUGAGUUCUAGUUGAAUGUUACGGGUAGGCAAAAAACUGUUGGGGAACAAUCUAAAGAAUUUCCCGAUUUCCACAGAAGAUUACAUUUUGGUAUACUGUGUAUUUGUAUAGGUAGUUCAGUUUAAUGUUAAAUAUUACUGUUCUUAAUCUUAAUUAGGUUAAUACAAUAGUGUUCUUUACAUAAUACUAUGGAUUAUCAAGGGAAAAGUUUAAAACGUAAACAUGAAGAUGCUGCAUAGGUGGUGUGUGUUGUGAGUAGCACUACUAAAUGGUACUAGUAAAGAUUUAUCAAAUGAUGCUGCUAUUGUGUUAAUAUAUUUUUAAUAAAAUGAAAAUCUUAAAACUUU